Pundamilia nyererei is the source of this 1914-nucleotide messenger RNA. Its product is annotated as heat shock protein 5. The transcript has 8 exons. The annotation marks the transcript as partial. The record is from RefSeq and is a predicted model, not a curated record. NCBI's taxonomy places the organism in Eukaryota, Metazoa, Chordata, Actinopteri, Cichliformes, Cichlidae. Gene Ontology annotation, molecular function: ATP binding; ATP-dependent protein folding chaperone.
GAGAGCAAACAAACAAAGAUGAAGCUGUUGUGGGUUGUGAUGCUGGUAGUCGGCACAGUGUUUGCCGCCGACGAUGAUGAUGAUAAGAAGGACAACGUGGGGACUGUGGUUGGGAUUGAUCUGGGGACCACAUACUCAUGUGUCGGAGUGUUCAAGAAUGGACGUGUGGAGAUUAUUGCCAAUGACCAGGGAAACCGAAUUACCCCCUCCUACGUGGCCUUCACCAGUGAAGGUGAGCGUCUGAUCGGUGAUGCUGCCAAGAAUCAGCUGACCUCUAACCCUGAGAACACCAUCUUUGAUGCCAAGAGGCUCAUUGGUCGCACAUGGGGUGACUCGUCUGUGCAGCAGGACAUCAAGUACUUCCCCUUCAAGGUUACUGAGAAGAAGAGCAAGCCCCAUAUCCAGGUUGACAUUGGUGGUGGUCAGAUGAAGACCUUUGCUCCCGAGGAGGUCUCUGCUAUGGUGCUGACUAAGAUGAAGGAGACUGCUGAGGCUUACCUGGGCAAGAAGGUCACACAUGCUGUGGUCACUGUCCCCGCCUACUUCAACGAUGCCCAGCGCCAGGCCACCAAGGAUGCUGGUACCAUUGCUGGUCUGAAUGUUAUGCGAAUCAUCAAUGAGCCAACUGCUGCUGCUAUUGCUUAUGGCCUGGACAAGAAGGACGGAGAGAAGAACAUUCUUGUGUUCGAUCUGGGCGGUGGCACCUUUGACGUCUCUCUUCUGACCAUUGACAACGGUGUUUUCGAAGUGGUCGCCACCAACGGUGACACUCAUCUGGGAGGAGAGGACUUUGACCAGCGUGUCAUGGAGCACUUCAUCAAGCUGUACAAGAAAAAGACUGGCAAAGAUGUGCGCAAAGACAACCGUGCUGUGCAGAAGCUGCGUCGCGAGGUCGAGAAGGCCAAGAGGGCGCUGUCUGCCCAGCACCAAGCCCGCAUUGAGAUCGAGUCUUUCUUUGAGGGAGAGGACUUCUCUGAGACCCUGACUCGUGCCAAGUUUGAGGAGCUGAACAUGGACCUGUUCCGUUCCACCAUGAAGCCUGUACAGAAGGUGCUGGAAGAUUCUGACUUGAAGAAGUCUGACAUUGAUGAGAUUGUCCUGGUUGGAGGCUCCACCCGUAUCCCCAAAAUCCAGCAGCUGGUGAAAGAGUUUUUCAAUGGCAAAGAGCCAUCUAGAGGCAUUAACCCUGAUGAGGCUGUGGCAUACGGAGCUGCUGUGCAGGCUGGCGUGCUUUCUGGAGAGGAGGACACUGGUGAUGUGGUUCUUCUGGAUGUGUGCCCCCUGACCCUUGGUAUUGAGACUGUUGGAGGAGUAAUGACCAAGCUGAUCCCCAGAAACACUGUGGUGCCCACCAAAAAAGCUCAGAUCUUUUCUACAGCCUCUGAUAACCAGCCUACUGUCACCAUCAAAGUCUAUGAAGGUGAGCGUCCUUUGACCAAAGACAACCAUCUCCUGGGUACCUUUGACCUGACUGGCAUCCCCCCUGCUCCUCGCGGUGUACCGCAGAUUGAAGUCACCUUUGAGAUUGAUGUCAACGGCAUUCUGCGUGUCACUGCUGAGGACAAGGGCACAGGCAACAAGAACAAGAUCACAAUCACAAAUGACCAGAACCGGCUAACGCCCGAGGACAUCGAGCGCAUGGUGAACGACGCAGAACGCUUUGCUGACGAAGAUAAGAAGCUGAAGGAGAGGAUCGACGCUCGCAAUGAGCUGGAGAGCUACGCAUACUCCCUGAAGAACCAGAUCGGUGACAAGGAGAAGCUUGGUGGCAAGCUGUCAGAUGACGAUAAGGAGUCCAUUGAGAAGGCAGUGGAGGAGAAGAUUGAAUGGUUGGAAUCCCACCAAGAUGCUGACCUGGAUGAGUUCCAGGCCAAGAAGAAGGAGCUUGAGGAGGUGGUUCAGCCCAUUAUCACC